This is a messenger RNA of Arachis ipaensis, 991 nucleotides long. The record is from RefSeq and is a predicted model, not a curated record. NCBI's taxonomy places the organism in Eukaryota, Viridiplantae, Streptophyta, Magnoliopsida, Fabales, Fabaceae.
AUGAUUAUUUGGAAGAUAAUUAAGUCUAAAGUUGCUAAUCCAGCUAUUCCACACUUGAACAGUGACCCCAAGGAUCUAUACAGGUGCAUGUUAAGAGGUGGAAACUCUCAUGACAGUACUAUCUUCUCCGGUGCAUCUGCCAAUUUUGUCGCUGGUGCUGCGGCCGGUUGUACAGCACUUAUCUUAGUCUACCCCCUUGACAUUGCACAUACCCGCCUUGCUGCUGACAUCGGAAGGAAAGAGGCACGUCAGUUUCGUGGCAUCUACCAUUUCCUGGCUACCAUAUUCGAAAAGGACGGGAUCCGGGGGAUUUACAGGGGCCUUCCUGCAUCCCUACAAGGGAUGGUGGUCCACAGGGGCCUUUACUUUGGAGGCUUUGAUACAAUAAAAGAGAUUCUAUCCGAAGAAGAAUCCAAGCCGGAGAUUGCUCUGUGGAAGCGCUGGUUGGUAGCUCAGGCAGUCACAACCUCGGCAGGGUUGAUAUCUUACCCAUUAGACACGGUCCGCAGGAGGAUGAUGAUGCAGUCGGGGAUGGAACGGCCGGUGUACCACAGCACCCUGGAUUGCUGGAGGAAGAUCUAUAGGACAGAGGGGUUGGCUUCAUUCUACCGCGGCACGGUUUCAAAUGUGUUUAGAAGCACAGGUGCUGCAGCUAUCUUAGUCUUGUAUGAUGAGGUUAAGAAAUUCAUGAAUUGGGGGCGAUUGUAACACCACCAACUUACCAACGUUCAUUGAUUUCAUUGACACCUAGGACUAAUUGCAUUAUUGCAUCAAAUUUGGUAGACACUUAAAUGAGGAUUAGGAUUAAUUUUUGUAAAGUUCAAGUGAGCUCAAUUACAGUUCAUUUGUUAUGAUGUGUCUCCAUUCUUCACUGGCAUUCCAACAACAAUGCCAUGUUGCUCAUAUGGCUCUGAUAUACCAAUUUUUCCUUUGUAUAAUUUUUCAAUUACACAAAGUAAUAAUAAUAUAAAUAUAAGAGAUAUGAGGAGGA